AGAGCAGCUUCCUGACCACCUCGACACAUGUGAGAGAGAAACAAGAGAGCGGCAGAUCAUCAUCGAUUCAGUGGGCAGUGCUUGCCAUUGGUCUUGUGAAUAUGGAUGUCUCCAAGCCUAAAGCGAUCAGCAAGGUUGCUACACGGGCCAUGGCGCCUGGCACCCCCCACAAGGGCCCGCCCAAAUUCAAACAGAGGUCUACACGCCAGUUCAAGAGCAAGCCACCCAAAAAGGGUGUCAUUGGAUUUGGUGAAGAUAUUCCUGGAAUGGAGGGAUUGGGAACUGAUUUUAACGUGAUCUGUCCGUGGGAGGCGUACAGUCACCUGGAGUUACACGAGCUGGCCCAGUAUGGCAUUAUAUGAGGUCACUUCCUGUACCCCACUGAACAACAUCCUGCACCUUAAUAUUCCAUUUAAAUAUGAAUAUUCAUACAGAAAUAUCUUUGGUUGAUGUUUGGUCAGUGAUGUAUGACAGCAGUCAUAAAUCAGCAAUAAUGAACUGGAUGUUAGUUGAUCUACCUCUUCAAAUUUCCUGUAGAACUAGACUUAAUUUGCUCUGUCGCGAUGCUAAUUUCAGAUAACCUUUUCUUACUCUGGUUUUACUUUAUUAGUAUUAGUGGUUUUACAGUAUUGUCAUACUGACGUGAAAUGGGCAUUUUAGGUGUCAGCUUUUACUUCCGUUUAACCCUGCCAAUAUAAAGGUAGCAUGAUUUGUGGAUUUUGUUUUUUCAUUUUGAUGUUUGUUUUCAUUUUGUCAAGUUGCAAAUGUUGAAAAUGAGUUUGGAUUCUGUGGGGUGUCAGUGUCUGCCCAUAGCAGCUCUCUGUGAGAGUUCGGCCCAGUUUACUGACCCUGUGAUGCUGGAGAGCCAUACAAGAAUGAGUCCGGCUCAG
Molecule: messenger RNA, 890 nt
Organism: Carassius auratus (goldfish)
Lineage: Eukaryota; Metazoa; Chordata; Actinopteri; Cypriniformes; Cyprinidae
Product: retinal rod rhodopsin-sensitive cGMP 3',5'-cyclic phosphodiesterase subunit gamma
Exons: 4
Coding region: 102-362 (86 amino acids)
Biological process (GO): positive regulation of G protein-coupled receptor signaling pathway; visual perception; positive regulation of epidermal growth factor receptor signaling pathway
Cellular component (GO): photoreceptor outer segment membrane
Molecular function (GO): cGMP binding; 3',5'-cyclic-nucleotide phosphodiesterase activity
Source: RefSeq, a predicted model, not a curated record